Messenger RNA from Bactrocera oleae (olive fruit fly), 1631 nucleotides. RefSeq lists its product as uncharacterized. Gene Ontology annotation, biological process: sleep; regulation of synaptic transmission, cholinergic; positive regulation of voltage-gated potassium channel activity. The record is from RefSeq and is a predicted model, not a curated record. Lineage: Eukaryota; Metazoa; Arthropoda; Insecta; Diptera; Tephritidae.
CCUCAACAACCCAUUAAACGCCUAUAACUCUCUGGGAAAGUCAGUCGACCAUCCCAUUGAAAUUGUCGACAACAAUUCUCCCACAAUUUUACGCAUUUCACUGUCGUCGUCUGUUUGUCAGCGAUCGCUUACUUAUUUGCAUACUGAUCGUUUGUCUGUUUGUCCACUUUGUACAUACGGAGAUACAGCUGUACGUAGCACGAGUAGAGUCGUCUUAGUUCUCUGUGAGUUUAUUAUGAGUACUAAAUCAGUCGUCGGUCACAAAAUGUUUCGGUGUUUGUGUUAAUCUUAUGUUUGUAUUGUGUUUUGUUUACGUGUUUGUGUGUAUGUUCAAUUCCGUCCGUUUGAUUUACAAAACAAAAAGGAACAUAGAAAAUAAUUUAAAAUUAAAAUUUAAUUUUUAAAAACAUUUACAAGUUCAGAUUCGUUUGAGACGUGCGCGUGUACGGACGUUAAUUUCGUGUUUAAGUACAAUUCAAUCGUAACAAAAUUAAUGAAAUUAAAUACUUGUAACGAAGUGAAGUUGGGAGAUAUUUAUUAUAGCAAAGCGUUGGCUUGAAUUAAGUGAUUGCUGUAAAUAUUUAAGUGCAACAGUGUUUGUAAAUAUUUAUAGUUGGAAAAAUACUUAAAAAAUUGAAUUUUAAUUUCAUGAAGUAAUAAUAUAUGACUUGUAGUAUUAUAAACUAAAAGUUAUAACAAAUUAAUAAAGAAAAUGGCAUUCACAACCUCAGCUAAGGUCCUAUUCAGCUCUGCAGCUGCAAUAAUGAUCAUAUUUUGCAGUUUUAUGCCAUCAGUGAACGCCAUUCGUUGUCACCAGUGUAACUCCCAUCUGCAAGAGGACUGCACGGAAUUGCGUUUGAUAACACCGCGUGCCCCACGUGACGAGCAAUUCCUUACCGAAUGCGAAUCGCCCGAUAUGUUUUGCCGCAAGACGAUUACAAAAAUUCAAGUGAGCGGCGAAAAUCGCAUCAUACGCAGCUGUGGAUUGUUGGACAACAACAAAAACGAGAAGACGAAUUACUGCUUCGAUGCUGACAAUGAGGGAUAUAAACAGAGGAUCUGCACUUGCUAUGAGGAUGGCUGCAAUGCGGCACCAUCACGUCUCGGCAAUGCCAAUCACGUGACCAUGCUGAGUGCGACCGGUUUGUGCGUGUUGGUGGCGCGAUUCCUGCGGAUUAGUGCUUAGAUGGGAGAAAUUUCCGUACAAAUCCAUUCUGAUGUGUGUAUGUAUUUGCAACUUUGCAUCAAGUAUACUAGAUUACUGUAAAUUGCUGGAACUCUACGCUGCGUUGGAGAGUGGAGUGCUUGAAGCAUGAUAUGCAUGUUAAUGAAGUUGGCGAUGAAGUUGAAGAGUGCUACACUUUCUGUGGCAUUUCGAUGGUGAUGAUUUAUUUUAUUUGAUUGCUUUCAUUUAAUUUUUGUUUAAAUACCACUACACGAAUGCAAAAUGUAACUUAACGUGCAAACUUUUGGACUCGAUUUAUAAAAUUUCGUUUUAAAAGCAAAUAUAUGCAUACAUUUCUAGGUUAAGUUUUAAUGUACACAUAUUUUGAGAAAAUAUUUUUUAAAGAAUUAAUAUAUAAAUAAUAAUACAUUUUAUUUAGUAAAACAAAAAUAAAAACAUAUUCAAA